UUUUUAAUCUGCCCUUUGAGUUCCUAAGUUCCUACUUUUAUUACACUUGCUGACAUAUGAUUCUAUGCUAUGAUUAAAUGCUAUGAUUCUCACUGUGUUGGUCCUGGGGAUUGGGCCUCUCUCUGAGGUUUUUAAUUUUCAUGAGAUUCCUCUUAGGGUUAUUUGCGUAUCAGGGGCUCCUGUUCUUGAUAGGAAGUAUGACAAGUUGCCACCAUGUUCGGGUUUCAUUUUGAGAUGUGUAAAGGAAGAGGUUAAAAGGAUUUUUUGAACAGAGCAGAUUUCUCAAUAUGACUUCAGAGACCACUUAUGCUGAAUUGAGUUUCAAAAAUGAAUCCAAGUCCUCAAGCACCAAAUCAUGGCCUCCUGCAGCUCCCAAAGAGAAGACCAGCCCACACAAAAGUAACCCCAGUUUUCCCAAGCUACUUUUUGCCUCGUUGCUGGUACUUCUGCUGCUAUUGACAAUCUCAUUUUUUAUCACUUUUAUCAAGAAAGAUUGGAGCUGCUGCCCAAAGGCCUGGAAGUCAUUUAGUUCCACCUGCUACUUUAUUUCUACUAUAACAAGAGAUUGGACUGAGAGUGAGAGGAACUGCUCAGAAAUGAAGGCUCACCUGCUGGUGAUAAACACCAAGGAUGAACAGGAUUUUAUCUUCCAGAACCUGGAUACAUAUUCUACUUAUUACAUAGUGUCGAACCCAAAGGGAAAACGAGAUUGGAAAUGGGUUGAUCAAACAUCAUGCAAUGAAAGUGUCACAUUUUGGCACUUGGGUGAACCCAGUAAUCUUGAUGAGGGUUGUGUUAUGCUACAUUUUUGUUAUCUAUCAAGAAAAUGGGGCUGGAACAAUGUUCCUGGUAAUGGACAUCGCAAGUCGAUUUGCAAGAUGAUGAAGAGCUACUUAUGAAUGGGAACAUUCUGCAUGAACAUUUAGUUGAAUUGGUAUCCACUAUUACAGAGAUAGCUAACUUGCUCUUUUUAUUCAUGUGUAAGUCUUGUGUAAGGAAUCUUCAUAGCAUUUUUCAGUAGGCUGUCACCUAUUCCAUUUAUGAUAGAAUCAGUAUACAUAUUCAUUCAUUUGUGCCUUCUCCAUGUGUAGAAAUCAUACUGGAGAGCACUUUUGCAGACACAUGGAGGAAGCAUGAGUAUCCUUUCCAAAUUUUUGUUAGAGAAGUUAGAUAUUUUGCUAAGGAGUUAGAUAUUGAUAUAAUUAUAUGAUGGGGUUCCUCCAUCUGUUUGGAUUUUUUUUUUCAUGAGGUUGGUCAAAAGCGAAAUAAUCCUGUUACUUUUCAUUACUCUCAGACAUAUUUAUUACCUUUAACUGAAGCAUAUUAUGUGACAGUUGGAAUGUGAUAUCAAUGGAAGUUAAGUUCCAGCUUUGUCCCAGUAGACUAUUUGGGGUUCUUAACAUUCUCUGUUCAGUCUUAGACUGUCAUUUAACAUCAGUGUACAGUCGAAGGGAAAUCAGAAAUUGAACAUUAGAGAUUUAGAAUUAGAAGUUAUUACUAGUGAGUUGACGUAGAUUUAUAAUCCCUAGUUUUUUUCUUUGCUUCAGUUUUAUAGUUUUUGUGUGUAGAUUGCCACUCAGAAUGGCUCCUGGUUUAUUCUUGUUCCCCUUUUCACUGAAGUUCUUAGUGACCAUUUUAUUUCUACUACAAUAUAUAAAACAUCAUAUUUUCAAUAAAGUCUGUUAUUCAUUGCUUUCAUAUGCUAAUUAUAAUUGAUCAUAAUAAAGCUGAUUCUAGCCAU
This is a messenger RNA of Callorhinus ursinus (northern fur seal), 1741 nucleotides long. Its product is annotated as C-type lectin domain family 4 member A. The record is from RefSeq and is a predicted model, not a curated record. NCBI's taxonomy places the organism in Eukaryota, Metazoa, Chordata, Mammalia, Carnivora, Otariidae.